Molecule: messenger RNA, 5106 nt
Organism: Ostreobium quekettii
Lineage: Eukaryota; Viridiplantae; Chlorophyta; Ulvophyceae; Bryopsidales; Ostreobiaceae
Source: the annotation of a GenBank genome assembly
AUGUCGCGGACACCACCGCCGGAGGGCCGGCAGGGCGGCGCGGACGGAGAGGGUCCCGCCGCCCCCCCGCCCAGCCCCGGGCAAGAGGGCCGAAACGCCGACGUCCGGUGCGAGGGCGCUGUGUCGGAGGCGGACAGCGGCGAGGCGGGCGGGGGCCCGGGGGGCUCGCGGCGCGCCGGCGUGGCGCACCAACCCGGGCGGUACCGCGAGUCGGCGGAGAGCGACUUUGGGAGCAGCGAGGGCGAGGACGGCGCGGACAUCGAAGACACCAACGAGGAAUUCUGCACUGUGUGUGGCACUGCAGAAAACCCGAGCAAGCUCCUGUGCUGCGACAACUGCCCCAAGGUGUACCAUUUGGGGUGUCUGGACCCUCCCUUGUCCAGGGUGCCUCCUGGGGACUGGUAUUGCCCUUCAUGCGCAAGCAGUUUCAAACUCCAAGAUAUUGAGAAGAUAUUAGCUGUUAGACCGAUCGACAAGGAUAAGAAUGAUGGGAUUGGGGAACGUGAGCUGCAUGUGAAAUGGAAAGGCGUGUCGUACUUGCACUGCACCUGGGUGCCUGAAAAGGACGUUGCGCAAGUGCACAAGCUGUUCCCCAGCUUGAGGAGCAGAUACAAGGCAUUCCUGAAGGAGGGUCCUCGUGUAGACCCUGAUGUUGACCCAGAUGAGCUGGUCGAUGGUGUGAACAAGAGAUGGCUGCGUGUGGAAAGAGCCCUGUCAAAGGCUGAUACCAAGAAAGGGAAGAAGCCUGAGUACUUUGUUAAAUUUGAGGGCUUGGGUUAUGAUGAGUGCUACUGGGAGUGGGUGGAUGAUAUUCCCCAAGAUGUCAUCAGAGAAUUCGAACAACAGACUUCGAUUGUGGAAGAGGCACAAGAACGGUUGGACAGUCGUCAAAGUGGCUCGAGGGGUGGGCCAAAGAAAAAGAAGAGUAAGCUGAAGAGGGAUUUGAAGGAAGACGGCAAACUGGAGGCUGAGCGGCUGUUCUCCACCACCCCUGAGUUUUUGAAGGGAGGCCGACUCCACCCAUACCAGCUGGAGGGGCUGAACUGGUUGUACUUCAAAUGGCAAGUCAAGGAGAAUGUCAUACUUGCUGACGAGAUGGGCCUGGGGAAGACGAUCCAAUCCAUAGCAUUCCUCGCAACUCUGUGGCAUGUUGGUGUUGGGAAGCCCUGCCUAGUGGUGGUGCCACUGUCGACGAUGAGGAAUUGGGAGAGGGAGUUCCAAGUGUGGGCGCCACAGCUGCGUGUGGUGUCGCUAUAUGGCAACCAGGAAACACGAAACACUGUCAUCAAGUACGAACUGUUUGCACCCAACAACAAGACCGGAGAAGAAAGGGCAAAGGCCAAAACAAGGGCUGGCCUGCAGGCCCGUGUUAAAUUUCAUGUGCUGCUGACAUCGUAUGAACUGGCAAUAGCUGAGUCGACGCACCUAGCAAAGGUUGACUACGAGUGCUUGAUUGUUGACGAGGGACACAGGCUGAAGAGCAAGAACUCCAAGCUCCACCAGGAGCUACAUGGGUUUGCAUUCGCGUACAGGGUGCUGCUGACUGGCACUCCCCUUCAAAACAACCUUGCGGAAUUGUUCAUGUUGCUACGUUUCCUGGACAGCACAAAGUUUGACUCUCUGGAGGAUUUCCAGCAGCAGUUUGCAGACAUUGGGGAUGAGAAACAGGUCGGCACCCUGCAUGAGAUGCUGUCCCCGCACCUGCUCAGACGACUGAAAAAAGAUGUCCUGAAGGAGCUGCCUCCCAAGAAAGAGCAGAUAGUGCGUGUGGAGAUGUCACCUGUGCAGAAAGAGGUGUACAAAAGCAUCCUGACGAAGAGCUUCAAAGUAUUGACUGCAGGGAAGGCAGGAAAGGCAACCGCUUUGAAGAAUGUCAUGAUGCAGCUUCGAAAGUGCUGCAAUCACCCUUAUGUGUUUGAGGGCAUUGAGCCCAUCAUAUGGGACCCAGAAGAGUUCAUGAAGAAGUUUGUGGAGGCGUCUGGGAAGCUUGACCUACUUGACAAAAUGGUCCACAGGCUGAAGGAGCAAGGCCAUCGUAUCCUCAUCUACUCACAAUUCACGAUGAUGCUGGACCUACUAGAAGAAUGGGUCUCUGCCCGCAAAUAUGGCCACCUCCGUAUCGACGGCGCAGUAUCGGGCACUGAACGUCAGGCCCGAAUUGACAAAUUCAACAAUGAGCAGGAAAAGUACUGUGUCUUCCUACUCAGCACGCGAGCGGGUGGCCUAGGAAUUAAUCUGGCAACUGCCGACACCGUCAUUAUCUAUGACUCCGACUGGAACCCCCACAAUGACAUCCAAGCCCAGUCCAGGGCCCAUAGGCUUGGGCAGCAGAAGGGUGUCAUGAUUUACAGACUCGUCACCCGAGCAACGAUCGAGGAGCGCAUGAUGCAGCAAAGCAAAAAGAAGCUUCUGUUGGAGCACUUGGUAGUGCGCAAGAUGAACAGGGGCGAUUUGAAACAGGAAGAGCUGGAUGACAUUUUGAGGUAUGGUGCAAAGGAAUUGUUCAUGGAAGACACCAAAGAUGACAAAGAUGGUGACAAGGAGCCAUCGCCACAGGGGCAGCCGCAAGAGCCAGCAAGAGUGAUUGACAUCGAGGCUGCAAGGGCAGAGAGGGCAGAGCGUUCUGGGAGAAUCGUGUAUGACAGCGCGGCCAUUGAUCGCCUGCUGGACCGAUCGGAACUGUACAAUCAAAAGGAGGAAGAGGAGGCAUCUGACAAUGAGAUCGAGUUUAUGAAGGGCUUCACAGUUGCGAAUUUCGAGUUUGAAGAGGUGUCAGAGCAUGACUCAGCACAGCAGGGGGCUGAGAAUGGGGAGGAAGCAGUGGUGUCUAAAGAUGACACCACCAAUGAUGAUUUUUGGGACAAGUGCCUGAAGAACAGGUAUGAAGAGAUGAAGAUGCUGGAAAAGGAGCAGGAGAUGGCAACAUUGGGUCGGGGCAUGCGAGAACGACGCGAUGUGAAUUACAGCACAAAGAACACUGCGAUGUACGUGGAGAUGUCGUCAGGGGAUGAAUCGUCUGAGUCUGAGUUCCAUGCUGAUGGGAAGCCUAGAAAGAUGAGGAAAAGGAAGCACCUGCAUGACCGCGAGCCACCUCGAUGGAGCCCAGAGCCCUCGAAACGGAUAAGGACAAACUAUGGUGACAUGGGCCCCCCAGUCGCUGUCGUCCCUCAGCAGAUCAUGACUGGCUCGGGCCCAAACUUGCGUGUGUUGGGAUUCAAUGCCCAGGACCGGCUGACGUUCUUGAACUUGCUGCUACGUUACGGGCUGCCCGAGGGGUGGAUGGAAGGGGGCAGGGUGAAUUGGGACCCAUUCACCUCCAGGUUCACCAAGAGGUACUGUGCUGACAUAGACAGCUACGCCCGCAUCGUCCUGGAGCAUGCACAUUACGCCCACAAGGGUGAGGUCCCUCAAUCUGAGGUCCUGUUCAAGGUGUCCCCCCAGGAUGUGCAGUCGCGGCUGGGCAUGCUGCACCUUUUCAGGAGCAAGCUCAGGCAGCUCACUAGCCAGGCUUGGCACAGUUUCGUGCUGAAGGCUGGGCCCAACUCAAAGCUGCGUGCGACCAAGCACUGGAGUUUGCACCACGAUUGGGCCCUUCUACAGGGGGUUGCAAAGCAUGGGUACGGGCGGUGGCAGGACAUUUUGAAGGACCCGGAUUUGAAGCUCAUGAAGCCUUUGUGCGACCAGCUCAACGUCGAAGUGGAGAGACAGAAGGCUGACGGCGAGCAAAACGACCAGCAGAAUGAGAACCCACUUGAAGAUGGCAAGGAAGGCCAGCAAGGCCCUGAUGCUCCUGCUGAAGGGGGUUUGAAGGAUGGCAAGGGAGGUGGCAAGCGUGAGGAAAGGGCCUCGGGAAAACAAGGGUCAGUGGAGGUGAUUGAGUUGGACUUGGGGAGCACAGACGAAAGCAAUGAGAAGAAAGAGCCUUCUGGUGACGAGGCCGAAAACGCAAAGAGGCCACGGAUUGAGUCCUCCAAUAGUGGAAAGGUUGACCUGGAUGGUGUAGUGAAGGCAGAAGCACCUGAGAGGGCAAGUGGCCCUGUGGUAGAGGGGGGCAAGGACAUCGGGCCCAGCAUGCAGGAUGGGGGCACACAGCAGGUUGACGCUGCCCAGGUGCACUCCUACCUGGGAAAGCAUUUUGACCAGAAAUGCAGGCAUUUCAUCACGGUUCGGUUGAAGGUCAUAGCAGAAGUGCUGCAGCAUGAACAGGGAGACGGCAGGGCAGCAAAUCCUGCUCGGCAGCCGCCAAGCGCACAGAGGCAGGUGGCUCAGCGCAAGCCUGUGGCUCAGGCAGCGCAAGGGGCUGCUGUGACGAGGUUGGCCAACACUCAGAGACCGACCCAUACACAGCAGGGCAGCGCCGGCCCAGUGGCCUUGUUGACUGGCUUGCCCAUCGCGCGCCAGUACCCAGGGCCCACACCCAACCACGCCAAUGCACGUGUCAACCUCAUCCACAUGUACAACACUGUGUGUAACCUGUGCAAGCAAAUUCAUCAAGAUGCCACUGCAGUGUCAACAACACACACCCAGCAUCCACAGCAAGCAGAGGAAGCGCUCAUUCGUGCAGGACACAAGUUUAGAAAACAGUUGCAGGAUCUGGAGAUGUGGUGCGUGCAGUUGAUGAGGUGCUUGCCGCCAGGGAGACAACUGCCACCUGUGGCCCCAACUAGGCCCCAGAGCACCCCAGUGCCUCUGGCCCGCCCAAGGUAUGCAUCCAGCCAGGCCCCCCCUGCACACACACCCAGUGGACAACACCAACAGCAGCAGCGGCAACAGCAGCAGCAGCAGCAGCAGCGGCGGCAGCAACAACAGCAGCAGCAACCGCAGCAACCGCAGCAGCAACAGCCGCAAACUCAUGCCACACAGCCUGUCGUUCUGCCUGGCAGGCCGGUGGCAGCUGUAAGCACUGCCGCACGGGUAGGGAGCUCAAACGCCGACAGGAACGUUGCUGGCGUUCCUGCAGGCGCCCCUUCAUCCGAACAGGCGCUGAGGGCGGCUGGUGUGGGCAUGGCAAUGGACAGCAGCAGCAGCAAGGAGGGGAGUCAUCUUCAAGACAUGCAUGGGACAAGAACAGGGGAUAAUAACGAGGUCAUUAUUUUGGACGAUUGA